Molecule: messenger RNA, 2632 nt
Organism: Temnothorax curvispinosus
Lineage: Eukaryota; Metazoa; Arthropoda; Insecta; Hymenoptera; Formicidae
Gene: bmm
Product: patatin-like phospholipase domain-containing protein 3
Exons: 13
Coding region: 487-2370 (627 amino acids)
Biological process (GO): lipid homeostasis; triglyceride catabolic process
Cellular component (GO): lipid droplet; membrane; cytoplasm
Molecular function (GO): triacylglycerol lipase activity
Source: RefSeq, a predicted model, not a curated record
UUCCUUUCUUCCUUAUCAUCUCGCUCUCUCUGUUCUUCGUCGACGCGCUCGGGUACUUAAUCGGGAGACGGGAACGAACGGCCAACAGCUGUUGCUCGUUGACAGUACACUAUCGGCCGUCGUGGUACAUGUGUCGUCUCGCGUGUCGGCACGAACGUAACGCGCAUCUUGGAAGACACGUUAACGUUACACACGAAAUCGACAGCGUUCCUUGGAAGAGACGAAAACGUCGUUUUACUCCGCGCUUUUCUUUCACGCUUUUCGCACACGAGAGUGUGCGUAAUCCCGUGAUCGUGACCGCGAUUUUUUCGCGGAUAACGCGGAACACCCGUUGCGUAUAACCUUCGUUUCUGGGCGUGAAGGACUCGUGCGGAUCCUUGGAAGCGAGAAAGAAGGCAGGGUACAGGGAAGGAGGAAGUGAACGACGUGGAAAACGAUCCGGCGAGUGUUGUCGUCGCGUCACCAAGUCGGAGCGACAAGGGCAACAUGAAUCUGUCAUUCGCUGGCUGCGGCUUCCUCGGCAUCUACCACGUCGGCGUGGCGGUCUGCUUCAAAAAGUACGCGCCGCACUUGCUGCUGAACAAGAUAAGCGGCGCGUCCGCGGGCGCUAUCGCCGCGUGCUGCCUGCUCUGCGACCUACCUCUAGGCGAAAUGACGAGCAACGUAUUACGCGUGGCACGUGAAGCGCGACAACGCACGCUCGGACCGUUCAGUCCAUCCUUCAAUGUGCAAGAGAUACUGCUGGACAGCCUGCGAAAGUUUUUACCAGAUGAUGCACAUACCCGUGUAAAUGGUAAAUUACACAUCUCUCUAACCAGAGUGUAUGACGGCAAGAACGUAAUCGUUUCCCAAUUUAACUCAAAGGAAGACUUGCUGCAGGCUCUACUAGCUACUUCGUUCGUGCCGCUGUUUUCUGGUUUGUUGCCACCACGAUUUCACGGGAUCAGAUACAUGGACGGCGGUUUCAGCGAUAAUCUUCCUACGCUCGAUGAAAAUACUAUUACCGUUAGUCCGUUCUGCGGAGAGAGCGAUAUCUGCCCGAGGGAUAUUUCAUCUCAACUUUUUCACGUCAAUGUCGCCAAUACAAGCAUAGAGCUCUCUAGACAAAACAUAUACAGGUUUACGAAGAUACUUUUUCCGCCUAAAACGGAGACUCUCUCGAGUAUGUGUAAGCAAGGAUUUGACGAUGCGUUACGAUUUUUACAUCGUAAUAAUCUACUGAACUGCACAAGGUGUCUCGCUGUUCAGUCUACAUACAUAGUUCAGGAAACGAUCGACGAUGGUAUGGAAUAUGAUCCGGAAUGUGUAGAAUGUAAAAUGCAUAGACAGGAAGCAUUGGUAGCUAAUAUGCCUGAGACUGUGAUGACAAUAUUCCAAGAUGCUAUAGAUUCUGCCAACAAGGGACUUAUUAACUGGUUGUUUAAGCAUCGUAGUAUGAAGCUGUUGUCGUUGUUGAGUUUACCUUGUACACUACCGGCAGAUGUAAUGUACGCUACAAUCACAAAUCUGAUUGGUAACAAGAUAGAAUCUCGUACCUUGGAAUUCAAAGUAGUCGGAAAUGUUCUGCGUACCCCGCAACAGGCACUUACUCACAAUAAGCAUUUAACACACUCUCGAUUCAUUACGAGCGUUCCAAAGCUACGACAUAACUUAGCGGAAUUAACUAAAUUUGUCUUACAACAAUUGAGUAUAAUGUUCCCGAAGAUUAAUGUUUAUGCUGAGCCAUUGCCUCAAACGAUCAAGUGUUAUUUCAACAUUAUGGAAUUCGAUACGAAUACUUAUGAUGUGCAGGAUGCAGACGAGAUAGACGCUAUAUACAAAAAGCAAAAGAACCUGAAUUUGACUCUCCAAUACAACGAAUGUGGACAAUUGGAAAAAUGGAAAGAUUCAAGGAAAUCGAGCUGUGUAAUAAAUAUGGGCGACUGUACGUCAGUGGAUGAUACUUUCGAAAAUAUUCUCCAAGCAACGUCGGAUCAAGAGGCCGUAAUAGCGUAUUAUUAUAUGGAUGAUAACAAUAAAGUGCAAGUGACAGAAAUCUUCGAUGUAACGGAAUCAGAAUCGCAUACCAUACUUUCUUCGGAUGAAGUUGACACCAAUAAAAAACUCCAAUUCGAUGAUUGGGAUGAGCCUACAUGGUUAUCUCAACAUAAACUCAAUGACGCUACAGAGUCUCUUUACACCGACGGAAAUCAACAAAGCAUGGAAAAUUUGUCUGAUGUAUCGUUAGAAGAUGAUAUACUGGAUAGUGCAAAUAUAUUCUCUGAUCCGGAAAGUGAAUGGGAUAUGGAAAAGGACCCAGAACAAGCGGAGGUGUCUAAAUCUCCGGACAGUCGACCGGAAGUAGAUCAACCAUCCACAAGCUUACUAUAGAAAUAGGUUAAUAGCUUGUUACCACAUAUGUCGUUACCACAUAUAAUAUAAUUAAUAAUUAACUUUUUGGAUGAUAUGUUGCAAGAACAUAUGUGCGCUAUUUAAUUAAUUAUGAAUAAUUUAUAGAAUGAGACAUUUAAAUUAAUCUACUUGCAUAUUUCUAUUUUGCGUGAAUGUAUGAAAAAGUCCGGUUUGAGAAAGAAAAAUAAUGAUUUUUCAGAUUUUUAUUAUCACCGUUUAUAUAAUUAUGUUAUCUCAAAUA